GUGUUGCUGUAGAAACAAAUGAAGCUUCCCGGUCAGUGCUUGUGGCAACAAGAGAGCACGAAAAUAGAUUUCAACUUGAUCGUGUCUGGUUUCAUUCGAAGAAUAAUGUAGCUCGUCAAUUUUGGUAUAUGGUUUUAUACUUCAGAUCUGGGAGCGAAAGAUUACUGUAAUAAACUCGCGAUGAGUCUCGCUAGAAAGGACACAGACGCCGGGCUAAGGGCACUGGUCGCGAGCACAAACAUUAAGCCGGAGCAGAAGGUUCCACAAGUUCUCUCAAAAUUACAAGAUAUUCUGAAUAGGAUAUCUGUCCAAGACGAUAGAGAGUUGGGUGCGUUCAAAAAGUCCUUGUUCAGCCAUGGCAUACUUCAAUACUGCGCAGGUGACGCCCUCAAACUGAACUAUGCCAAAGUUGAAGGAGGCUACGCAACUGCCACUCAGUUGGCAGAAAUUCUCAGCUCCUGCUGUGUGGGUGUGGACAUGGGCGGAGACACUGAGGCCUUCCAUAGGCGGCUGCUCCCAUCCGUCACAGACAGCCUGCUGUCAUUGGCCAGUCGGCUGAUGAACAGAGCUUUGGCAGGGAAUGGGCAGCCUGAAAUGUUUCGUUUCUUCAAGAAAGUGAUGGGCUCUGUGUGUUGGCUUCUGAAAGCCCAUGGUCACCUGGCCGCACAAGGUGAGAUCUAAAGUCCAAUACCAAACAGACCCCUUACCUAACUAACGAUGCCCCCCCCUCUUUUCUCUCUCUUAGUCCUGCAGUCAGACCACUAUGAGAGGAUGUUAAUGAGU
Oncorhynchus gorbuscha (pink salmon) is the source of this 783-nucleotide messenger RNA. RefSeq names its product IQ calmodulin-binding motif-containing protein 1-like. Gene Ontology annotation, molecular function: calmodulin binding. Gene Ontology annotation, biological process: cilium assembly. Lineage: Eukaryota; Metazoa; Chordata; Actinopteri; Salmoniformes; Salmonidae. Bases 181 to 681 code for a protein of 166 amino acids. The record is from RefSeq and is a predicted model, not a curated record. The transcript is spliced from 4 exons. Gene Ontology annotation, cellular component: cilium.